Eimeria maxima is the source of this 864-nucleotide messenger RNA. RefSeq lists its product as hypothetical. NCBI's taxonomy places the organism in Eukaryota, Apicomplexa, Conoidasida, Eucoccidiorida, Eimeriidae. The transcript has 7 exons. The record is from RefSeq and is a predicted model, not a curated record. Bases 1 to 864 code for a protein of 287 amino acids.
AUGGGGGGGACUGCUUCCACUGCGGGAGGGGGGGAGCCACGUGCAUCUGGGCCGGUCCGGCCUGAAGAGGAAUGGGUUUUGGAGAAUGUUUUAUUCUUCGACCCUUCAAAAGAAACAUCACAGAGAGAAGGAGCUUUGGCGGCGUACAAGGGGCCCACAGUCAGGAGGUUUACUCCCAGCCGAGCGAAGCUGCGAAAUCGAAAUUUCCGGGUUUUCUUCAACAUUCAAGGCAGACGUCAAGAGUUUCUCCUUAAGCUACUCAACGACCCUGUGUGUAGAAUUCUCGUCUGCGAUCGGUCGGGGCGUGAACUUAAGGAAAUACGGACCUCCCACAUUAAGUACAUGCAAAGACAGGAUAUUACUGCAGAAGUUUAUGUGAAAACGGAAAAAGGAGAGGUCGCCUCGCUUACGUUCGAAUUCGAAAAUUCGACGGAGGCGGAACUUUUUGGGGAGUUUGUUGUUACGCUAUUCGGCAUUCAGGUGCAUUUCUUCGGAACAAAGACGAUCGCCAAGGCGAGGCCCUUGGAGUUGAGGGAACGGUCAAAGUCCAGUGAAGACUCUGACAAGGGCUACGACUCCGAAGACGAACUUAACAGAGAAAAUGCGAGGAUGAGGGCUCGUAGGAAGCCGCAGGCGCUUAAUGCUCGGACUGGCUGUCCCUUACAUGGGAACCAGGCCUGUCGUUGUGCAGUGGAGAGGCCAGCAUUAGACUUCUUGAAGAACAGAAAGUACAGCACCGACUCUUCCGCAGAAGAAGAGGAAGCAGCAAUGAAUGCCCGUCAUGCCGCCAGAUAUCCGGUGGCUAUCGACGGACCUUGUGAAUGUGGUGAGGUGUACAUACACAUUGAUUUUGAGCCAAACUGA